AUGCCUCGCAUUGAAGUAUUCUCGGACUUUGACGGAACCAUCAGCAUGGCCGACACUGGCUGUAUUCUGAUCGACUCUGGAAUGGGCUAUGAGAACAGGAAAAAGAUGGACGGAAAGAUUCUUCGCCACGAAAUGUCGUUCCUUGAAGGCAUGGAACUCUGGUGGGGCAGUGUUGACUUGACAUACGAGGAAGGAUUGGAUCUUCUGCGGGACGAGAAGCUUGAUCCUGGAUUUAUUCACUUUUACCAGUACGUCAAAUCUCAAGGGAUCCCCUUCUCGAUUGUCUCCUGUGGUCUCGAUAUUAUCAUCAAAGACUUCAUGGGAUGGCAUCUGGGCAAGGACGAGGCCGAAAAGUUGGUGAUCUUGUCCAACCAUGGCGAAGUCGUCGGUCGCCAAUGGAAGGUUACAUACUACGACGAUAGCCCUCACAGCCACGACAAGGCCGUUUGCAUUCGUGACUCCAAGGCGACGUUCAAGAUGACUGUUGUCAAGGACCAGAGGGAGCGAGAGGAGGCUGGAGAGACGGCGCUGCAGAAGCUGGAGCACAUUGUUGUGUUUUGCGGUGAUGGCAUCUCUGAUCUGAGUGCUGCCCGCGAGGCGGAUGUCCUAUUCGCCAGGAAAGGAAGGGAUUUGGAAAAGUAUUGCAAGAUGCACAAGAUCUCGUUCCUUGGGUUCGAUACUUUCGAUGAGGUCACUGCGGUUGUCCAGGGACUGGAGGAGGGCACGUUGACGAUCGACCUUGUUAACGAGCGCCAGAGGGCAUCCUGCGAGGCACCAUAG
Linnemannia hyalina is the source of this 780-nucleotide messenger RNA. The record is from the annotation of a GenBank genome assembly. NCBI's taxonomy places the organism in Eukaryota, Fungi, Mortierellomycota, Mortierellomycetes, Mortierellales, Mortierellaceae.